GUUGGUUUCCUGCUUUACUCUGCUUGCAAGAUUGCUGAUGAAAUUGGGGACAGGAUGGGAAGGAGUGACGUGUGACAUGUUUGGCCCCUCAAGCAUGGAUGGAGGGAUCUGAGUCGAAAAGAAGUUUCGAAGCAACAAAAAGUAGAAGAUAUGAAUAGUGGUGUGCCUGGCUACAGUCUCGACGAACGACAGUGUCAGGAAAAAUAACAAAAAAUAACAAUAAGAAGCGAUUGAAGAAGGAACGAAGUGGAGGUGCGAACAUGUUCAAGAAGGAAAAAAAAUUGUCGUGGCGAAAGAGAAGAGCUGCAAUGAAGCAAUUUCGUGAAGAUAUAUUGUUGGAACAGUUGAUUCGAAAGCCUAAAGUUAGUGAUGUUUUAAUAAUGGACACGUACGGUGAUAAUAUGAAUGAAACAGUUAACGGAAGGUUUUUGAUGCUAAGUAUAGCACUUCCUGGAUCAAUAUUAAAUAACGCACAAAGUCCAGAACUAAGAACUUAUCUUGCUGGACAGAUAGCGCGUUCGGCUGCGAUAUUCUGCGUCGAUGAGAUUAUUGUUUAUGAUGAAACAGCUCGAAUGAAACCACAACAACGUGACGAUUACUGCAGCGGAAAAUGGUGUCCAGAUCUGCCCGUUCACAGUGGCAAUGUAGAAUGUAAUUUUCAUCUGGCGAGAAUUCUGGAAUUUAUGGAAUGUCCGCAGUACUUGCGGAAAACCUUAUUUCCUCUUCAAAAAACGUUAAGAUAUGCUGGUAUCCUGAAUCCGUUAGAUUGUCCUCAUCAUCUGCGUGCGUCAGAUUUGAGUGUUCCCUAUAGAGAAGGUGUUGUGCUUGAUAAGCCGGUGAAAGCAGGUCGUGGACCUAUUUGUAACAUUGGUCUAUACAAGGAAGUUCAAAUUAAUGAAGAAGUUGUACUUCAAGCUGGAACUCGUGUUACAGUGAAAGUAUUGGAUAUUUACUCGGAAAGAAAGCGAUAUCAUGGAUGUUUGGUGAAUUCUCAACAAAUAAAGCGAGAAACUGGAUUAUACUGGGGCUAUAAAGUACGCAUUGCUUUAAGUCUUCAUGAUGCAUUGAAUGCUGGGGAAUACGAUGUUAUCAUUGGAACAUCGGAACGGGGAAAGCCAGUGAGCAAAUUUGAGAUGCCGUUAUGUGAAAGGAACCGAAUUCUAAUUGUUUUUGGUGGACUAGAAGGGUUAGAAGCAGCCAUAGAAGCCGAUAAAAAUAUCAGUUGUUCAACUCCUGAAGAACUUUUCGAACAUUACCUCAAUGUUGUACCUGGACAAGGAAGUCGAAUCAUCCGUACGGAAGAAGCCAUACCAAUUACUUUAGCCACUUUGGGGCCUGUGAUUUAUACUGAUUUAUGAAACUUUUCGUUUUUUAAAAUUGAUUUGAAGAAAUUUAAUAGUAUUCUUGUUGUUUUUCUUGUCCUUCUGAAGAAAUGAUAAAAGCUAACAUUAUGUUGAAUGUUUCUG
Molecule: messenger RNA, 1466 nt
Organism: Loa loa (African eye worm)
Lineage: Eukaryota; Metazoa; Nematoda; Chromadorea; Rhabditida; Onchocercidae
Product: deoxyribose-phosphate aldolase
Exons: 10
Coding region: 261-1358 (365 amino acids)
Source: RefSeq, a predicted model, not a curated record